Molecule: messenger RNA, 837 nt
Organism: Chenopodium quinoa (quinoa)
Lineage: Eukaryota; Viridiplantae; Streptophyta; Magnoliopsida; Caryophyllales; Amaranthaceae
Product: cytochrome P450 83B1-like
Exons: 2
Coding region: 56-649 (197 amino acids)
Molecular function (GO): oxidoreductase activity, acting on paired donors, with incorporation or reduction of molecular oxygen; iron ion binding; heme binding
Source: RefSeq, a predicted model, not a curated record
AAAAAAAAAAAAAAAAAAAAAAAAAAAAAAAAAAAAAAUUCCUUUGAAAGAAAUAAUGAUAUUCAUCUUCCUUAUUUCAGCAUCUCUUAUUGUCAUUUUUCUUACAAUUGUUUUCAAAAAUAGUAAGAAAAAAUCAUAUUGCCCUCCUCCUGGACCAACAGGGCUUCCCAUAAUUGGAAACCUACAUCAGUUUGAAGCCUCAAAUACUCAUAUCUAUUAUUCCAAAUUAGGCAAGAAAUACGGCCCAAUUUACACGCUACGAUUGAUGAGUAGACCUAUGGUUGUGAUCCAAUCGGCGAAGUUGGCCCAAGAGGUCUUUCAAACGCAGGAUAAGAACUUUUGUGAUAGACCAUUAACGACCGGAACACAAAGGCUUAAUUACAAUGGGUUAGACAUAGCCUUUUGUCCGUACAGUGAAUAUGUACGUGAAAUGAAGAAGCUACUAAAUGUUCAUCUCUUAGGCUCUAAGAAAGUCGAGUCUUUCGCUCCAAUUCGACACGAAGAAGUCUCAAGGUUGAUCCAAGAGGUUACUUCGUUAUCUCAUGCUUCCGAAAUUGUCAAUAUGAGUCAAUUGAUUCUCAAAUUUUCAAGCUCAAUUACCGGGAGGAUCACUUUUGGAAAGAGGAUUUGUACAAUUUUGUUGGUUUAAUUGUUAAAAAGAAGUGCAGAUCUAAAGGUUAGUUACAUUACAAACCCUAAUAUAAUGUAUAUGUGUAUCUUACUUUGGUUGUUAGAUAUUCAAUAACUUUUAGUUUGGUUAAUUUAGUGACAUUGGUGAUCUCUUAUAAGUAAUCAAUUGCUCCCUUCUCUUUAAAAAAACAAUAUAAUGUUAGUUUG